This is a messenger RNA of Sorghum bicolor (sorghum), 977 nucleotides long. RefSeq lists its product as uncharacterized. The record is from RefSeq and is a predicted model, not a curated record. The coding region runs from base 108 to 686 and encodes 192 amino acids. Lineage: Eukaryota; Viridiplantae; Streptophyta; Magnoliopsida; Poales; Poaceae. The transcript is spliced from 4 exons.
CUUGCACUUCUUUUGUUCCGUGGAACUAUAUAAGCACUCAGACUCAGGUUUGCCUCUUGUGAGCACACACGCACGCCCUGAUCGAUUGCCCUGCUGUUGGACCAAAGAUGGGUCUUAACUUCAGUGUCCUCAACAAAUUCGGAGUCCCAGGGCUGAGCGCGGCAACUACCAAGCAAGUUUAUGAACGGCAUUUCGCCAACAAGGACACUAAGGAGUUUAAAGAUUUCCAUAUUGCUUACGUCGAGUUCUGCAAGUUUUUCAACACAGUAAUGCCCGGUCAGGAUUUCGACACCCCAUCAACUACGGAGAUUCAGAAAUUUUUUGACAACGUGUGGAAGCCGGAGAAGAACGAGGAAGAGAGGAAGAGACUGUUUCUGGAGUUCAUGAAGAAGGAGGUCAAGGAAACGAAGGUGGUGGACGACAGCUUCUUCGUCGCGGCGGGGCUGGCGGUGCCGGUGGCGGCCGUCGUGGGCAAGAGGGCCAGCGGGCACAUCCCCUACGUGAAGAGCGUGAGGCUGGACCUGGUCCCCAACGUCGUGUUCGUGCCGUUCGUGACGCUGCUGGGCAUCGUCGGCGCCACCGCGUGGCAGAUGGGCAACAAGAGCGCCGCCGCCAAAGAGGAGGAGAAGAAGACCAGUAAACAGCGCGCGGCGGAGGAGCAGAAGGAUGUAAACCAGGCGCCUUAGACUUGUUUAUCUAUAUGUCCUUAUAUAUGAUCUCUUGACUGAUGAAUGCGCUUGAAAAUAACAUGCAUGCAUGAUCAUCACCCAAGGGAUUUAUUUAUUGUUCGAUGAAGCAUGCAUUUUAUUGUGCACAGCGGCACAAAUAAUCGAUCUAUCUCCUCAUGGGUGCAAAAUGUAAAGUUGGGCGUUAAUUAUGCAUAUUUUAUGUUCCUUCUUGUGUCUGUCGUUCUUAACACGAGUGUUUUGAGCGACAUGCAAGUUGUGGCAAAAGCUGACAAGUUAUUACGGGUUGAA